Molecule: messenger RNA, 4262 nt
Organism: Poecilia latipinna (sailfin molly)
Lineage: Eukaryota; Metazoa; Chordata; Actinopteri; Cyprinodontiformes; Poeciliidae
Product: low-density lipoprotein receptor-related protein 8-like
Exons: 14
Biological process (GO): receptor-mediated endocytosis
Cellular component (GO): plasma membrane; signaling receptor complex; apical plasma membrane
Molecular function (GO): protein binding; hormone binding; calcium ion binding
Source: RefSeq, a predicted model, not a curated record
CGCUGCUUACAUGUCGACCUGAUGAGUUCCAGUGUGGCGAUGGCUCCUGUAUCCAUGGCACCAAACAGUGUAAUAAAGUCCACGACUGCCCGGAUUACAGCGAUGAGGCUGGCUGUGUAAAUGUUACAAAGUGUGACGGACCAAAAAAGUUCCGCUGCAAGAACGGAGAGUGUAUCGACAGCAGCAAGGUGUGCGACAAUGUAAAAGACUGCAAAGACUGGUCUGAUGAGCCAGUGAAAGAGUGCGGCCUGAACGAGUGUGCAGACAACAAUGGCGGGUGCUCCCACAUCUGCAGAGACCGGAGAAUUGGUUAUGAGUGUGACUGCCCCUCCGGGUACAAACUCCUGGACAAAAAGACUUGUGGAGACAUAGAUGAGUGUGAGAACCCAGAUGCCUGCAGUCAGAUCUGCAUCAAUUACAAAGGGGAUUAUAAAUGUGAGUGCUAUGAAGGCUACGAAAUGGACCCUGCCUCAAAGACCUGCAAAGCUGUGGGAAAGAGCCCUUGCCUGAUGUUUACUAAUCGUCAUGAAAUCCGUCGGAUUGACCUGCUGAAGAGCGAAUACACACAGGUGGUUCCCACCCUGAAGAAUGCUGUGGCCCUGGAUGUGGACGUCUCCACUAACAAGAUGUUCUGGUGUGAUCUGUAUCAUCGCAAAAUAUACAGUGCAUACAUCAACAAGGCCAGCGACUCUUCGCAACAGGUGACGUUGGUCGACUCACUCCACUCGCCGGAGGGCCUGGCUGUGGAUUGGGUCCAUAAAAACAUCUACUGGACAGACUCUGGCAAUAAGAGCAUCUCUGUUGCAACGGGAGAUGGCAGGAAGAGGAAAGUGCUAAUAGCCACGGAGCUCAGUGAGCCACGGGCCAUUGCAGUGGAUCCUCACCAAGGUUUUAUGUACUGGUCAGACUGGGGAGAUCAGGCCAAAAUAGAGAAAGCUGGGAUGAACGGAGUGGACCGUCAAAUUCUGGUGUCUGACCACAUUGAGUGGCCCAAUGGAAUCACUCUGGAUUUGUCCAACAGACGUCUCUACUGGGUGGACUCCAAGCUGCACCUGCUGUCCAGCGUGGAUCUGAAUGGAGACAACCGCAAAGUGCUGCUGUCCUCCCAUCACCACCUUGGACAUCCAUUCGCCCUCACCGUGUUUGAGGAUCGUGUCUUCUGGACGGACUUGGAGGAUGAAGCCAUUUACAGCGCAAACCGGCUGACGGGUCUCGAUGUGGCUAAAGUAGCAGAAGAUCUUAACAACCCGCUGGACCUUGUUGUGUUUCAUGAACAGAGGCAGCCCAAAGCCCCCGACACCUGCAACAUGGGCAGUCUACCAAACGGCGGCUGUGAGUAUCUCUGUCUAAAGGCUCCUCAGAUCACAGAUCAUUCUCCAAAGUACACCUGCGCCUGUCCUGAUGGGAUGGAGCUCGGACCAGACAUGAGGCGCUGCGCUGUAGUGCGAAUCAGGACAACCACCACAGUUGCCCCAACCACCACAAGUACCACGACAGCAACUACAACAGCCACGACAACUACGACCACCAGUCCUGCCACCAGCACUACCACCAUGACUCCCACCACAACAAGCACUACCACUUCUGCUGCCACCCCACCGAGGACCACAACCAGGCACCACAUGACACCAAAGCCCCCUCAGACCUCCAGAAGCAGCAGGAUCACCCAGCCACCUGUGACACAAGCCGCCACAAGCACAGAAACUACCAGUUUGAGCAGCACCAGCCAGACGUCCACACAAACACCCUUACUGGGCCCAGUGGCACCAGACAGCAUUCAGAGAGAGACCAAUGCUAACCUCUCCCACAGAGCUUCAAGUGAUCACUACCUCAUAGGUAACAACAUCACAGUUGCCGUUUUGGGAAUAGUCAUUCCGAUUGUGGUCAUUGGAUUGCUCUGCACCGGCGGCUACCUGGUUUGGCGCAACUGGCGACGCAAGAACACCAAGAGCAUGAACUUCGACAACCCUGUGUACCGCAAGACCACGGAGGACGACGACGAUGAGAUUCACAUCGGCCGGCACAGCGACUCCAUCGGUCACGUCUACCCGCCACGCGUGGCACUCAGUCUGGAGGAUGAUGGCUAUCCCUGAUGAGGGGGGGAUGCAGCCUGCUCACCCCCCUCCCCUUCAGUCCCUUCCUAUCCCUUCUCUCAGCACAGCCUCCGCACCACUACAAUGAGGCCAGUACAACGCAGAGGGGAAUGAGAUGGAGUCCACAUUUUGCCUCCCCCUUUUUAAGUAGCAAGGAUGACUUGCACAUGUCUUCUCCUUCUUUCUGACUACUACUACUAGGUACUACCACUUUCAUUAGUGUCAGUUUAGUAGCCUCUGCUCCACUCCUCUCUUCCUCUUCUGCUGCUUCCUAACAGUAGUGGCGUGUGAAAAUGCUGCUAGAUUAUAUCCUUCACACUAACCUCAUUUGAAAAUUGAAGGCAAAGGCCGGUCACCAGAAGUGGGGGGAGAAAUGCCUCAUGUUUUGACCGUUUUAUUUAUUUAUGCGUUUUAAAUAUGUAAUCUGCAUCUGUCAGUGUGAAGUCCUAAAGGCGAGAUUACUUGAGCAAGUUUGCACAGUGCAUCAGAAGUCAAGGAUGUCAUAUUUCCUCUGGUUUCCUGAACUUUACAAGUUCACAAGCCUUUUUUUUUAAACUUUGAAAGAAAAAGGCCAUCUAUUAUUUGUACACUGACAUGUUGCGAUGCUAAACAUAGUUGAGGGGACAGGAGAAAAGAAAAAAGGGAUGAGGCUGUCUGGAUGUUUAGAGGUGGUUUUGGGGUGAAAUGGUGGUGGAGGCAGUUUUUCUUUCUGGCUGAUUUGUGCCUCCAGAAGGUUGUGCCCCAAGGUAAAAAGCAGCAAGGCAGACAGGACAAUGGAUUGUGGGUAACCCCCCUCUUUGUGUCAGAGGUAUUCACAGAGUCAAUAACGAGCUUGACUUGGCUGAUUAGCUGUGAUGGGUAGAGUUCAUAUAUUUCUUACAUUUUUCUGUUUGUGUUCCUUCUUCCUUGUGUGACUGCCUUGAAUAUGAAUAUAGAGCUGCUACUCGGAAGCAAUAUGCACAAAAGACGUCAUUAACAUUUUAAGAUUUUAAAAGAAUGUCCUGCUUUUGUAUGUUAUGAUUUCUAGUGGUGUAAUUGUACAGGGAAAGACAUGUUUGAAGUUCAUAUUUUAUCAUCUUUUCUGUAUUUAUCUUCCAUUCAGGCGCAGAUUAAUUUCUUUUCCCUCAGUUUAACUUGUCUCAUCUUAAAGUCAAUGCACUAUAACAGUUAGUGCUGAACUGACCCCAUUUCCGUGACUUCCCGGCACUUUUCCCAGUACUAUUCCUGGUGUAGCUACCUUCCUGUUAGUGCAACUGGAUGAGGUGAUGCAGAAAAACAGCCCACGUUUGAAAGACAUCAGUCGCUACUGUCACUGAGUGUUCGCUCUGGUUUUGUGUGAGCAGAUCAGUAGAACAUCAUGCUUGGCUGAUCCUGGCACACUGAUUUGAUUUUAGAGAUGGAUAGGGAAGAAAUGUGUGAGCCAGCGUAAAGAGCCGAUCUUCCAUUGACUCGCUUGAAACGUGCUUCCAGCCCAUUGAAUCAGAUGGAGUUUAUGCCCACUGAAAACAGUAAUAAUUGCUCAUUUCAUGUUCCAGUUGUAAAUAACUGCAGGCUAUAAUUAUGGAAAUGGAAAAAAUGGCUGUUACAACAAGCAACUCGCUUACUCUGGACAUCAUUUAAUCAUUUGAUUCAAAGCAUUAAAGAUUUGUCUUCCACACCAAUUGUUGAAAAAAAAAUCUAAAUGUUUCAAAUGUGAAGCAGCAAAAACUUGUUUGAAUGGAACAACCUGCAAAAAAUGACACACAGUCUUCCUGUGCUUGCUUAUAGUAUCGUAGACUGAUAUCAUGAAUUCAUUCAGCUGUCAUAAAAAACGGUUACUAUUCAGGGACUUUUGUGGGGUUUUUUUGUUUUUGUUUUUUCUUUAGUUUUUUUUUUAUGUUUGAGUUUUAAAUAACUGAUAACCCGAGUGGAGGAAGGAAGACACAAGUUAAACAGAAAAAUCUCUGUAGAUUAUUUACCUGAAUUCCAGCAGUGCUGCAUUGUGACAUUCUGUCACUCUCGUCCUUAGAAGGAUUUUGCUCAUUCCUGUCCAACAGGUUGAUUAUUUGACCAUUCUUAUCUGUAAAACUGGUGGAGUUUAGUUUAAUUGGUUGGUCUCCUGGCACAGACCUGACACCCCUAUUGAAGGUGUGGUGGGCUAUUUUUAAUAAUUGAGACAGGAAUUUUAGA